This is a messenger RNA of Cyclopterus lumpus (lumpfish), 2662 nucleotides long. RefSeq names its product selenoprotein P (gene selenop). Gene Ontology annotation, biological process: selenium compound metabolic process. Gene Ontology annotation, cellular component: extracellular region. NCBI's taxonomy places the organism in Eukaryota, Metazoa, Chordata, Actinopteri, Perciformes, Cyclopteridae. The transcript is spliced from 5 exons. Gene Ontology annotation, molecular function: selenium binding. The record is from RefSeq and is a predicted model, not a curated record.
ACAUUCAAUUUGAUUUGCAAGGCAGAGGCAUUUACUAUCCCAGAGGCCUGACAUAUGACCGAUAAAGAGGCAACUGUUUCUCCUUCUCCUGAAGGAAUUUAUCCAAGAGGCCGGUUUCUACGAAACAUGUUCUCUUAAAAAAAUGCUGGUUUGAAUCCUGUCAACAAGGGGGUUUCAUGCAAGAAUCAUAAGACUUAUUUUUUCUCGAGAAAAGUGUAUGCAUCAGCACACAGCUGGGGCUGAACUUUGUCCUACCUCCAGAUAGAAAAACAACAGGCACAGUAUAAAAGGGGGGCGCAGUGGAGGAAGAGACUUGUUUUUGUUCAAGGAGCGGCAGCAACGCGAGCUGAGCGGAGGGAAGGAAACUUUUAUACCAAAGGAUCUGGGCAGUGCUCCACGGGGAUGUGGGCGUGCCUCAGUCUGCUCAUCACUCUCUGCCUGCUCCACGGGGGCGGUGCGGAGAGUGAUGGGGGUGGGCCUCGGUGUCAGCCGCCUCCGUCCUGGAAGAUAGGGGAUGUGGAGCCGAUGAAAGGCACGAUGGGCCGGGUGACGGUGGUGGUCCUUUUACAGGCCAGCUGAUUGUUCUGCUUGGUGCAGGCUUCCAGAAUGGACGGCCUGCGCCAGAAGCUGGAGAAUCAGGGUCUGAAGGACGUGGCCUACAUGGUCGUCAACCAGCAGAGGGAGCAAGCACAGCGGCUGCACGCCAUGCUGGCACAGAGACUGUCUGUGAACAUCACGCUCUACAACCAGAGCGACCAGCAGCCUGAUGUCUGGCAGGCACUGAGCGGAGAGAAGGACGACUUUCUCGUUUAUGACAGGUGUGGCCGUCUCACCCACCAAAUCUCUCUUCCCUACUCCAUCAUCGGUCAAGGCCAUGUCGAGGGCGCGAUCAAAGAGGCCUACUGCAGUCGCACAUGUGGGCAAUGCGCGCACGAGAGCGUUGAGACACUAGAGGAGUGCACACCAAAAGCAGACACAAAGCCUGAAGCAGACACUCCCCUGGCUGCGGAAGAAGACGCCGGGCGCGGUCGCCAUCACCAACAUCACCAACAUCACCACGGUCAUGGCCACCAUGGGGACAACCAUGGCGUUCACCCUCAUGGUCGUCACCAUGGUCAAGACCACGAUGGUGCUGGCCAGCAAGGUGUAAGACACCAGGGGCACGAGCGAGAUGGUAGGAUAGCUCAUAUGCAACACAAUUACGAAUUAGGCCAGAUGCAGGAGGCGGUGUACAUACACCAGAUGCAACAGGAUGCCCCCAGGGCCAAUAUGAGGCCUUGAGCACAAGAGAUGUCCAAGUGAAAGUCAAAGCACAGCUGACAGUGGACAGCAGGCUCUGACAGCGACGCCUCUCCUCAGGCCAGCUGAUGCUGACACUGACGCAGACUGUUUGCCGAGGUGGGGAGCGAGCAGCCGCUCGGUCUGUGACGCUGUGACGAGGCGCUGCCCGCCUCCUGACAGUGACACAAACUGACGGGCACUGUCAGGGAGACCUGACAGUGACGCUCGCCCCCCGCUGACUGACAGCCGCGACCUCAGCCAGCCCGAUGAGCCUGACCCGCCGGUGUGAGCUGAAGAUGAGAUCAUAGUCAGCUGUAAGCUGACUCGUAUUAAGACCUUCCAGAAACACCGGGGCCAAGUGCUCUUUUAUGCCAACUAGUAUUACUCUGGGAAAGGGCGGGGCAACCCCUGACAGCAUGCAUGUGGGAUAGAUGAACACGAGUCCAACCUCACACCGAUAAAGAUUCAAUAAUGCCAACGAUUUGGCAGCUUGUUAACUCAUUCGACGACAAAGAUAGGCAAAUAAUUGGAUUGUGCCUUAAAGAUGAUAUGCCGUGUUUCACCUGUCUUCCAUGUGUGUGUCAGCGGGAUGCCCUCAUCCUUUCUCAGGAGUGCAUGUGAUUGUCAUGUUCCCAAAUGGCCCUCCUCCAUUUGGCUCUCUCCAUCCUUUAUGAAGCCAGGUGCAGAAACUAAGCUCUAGUGGCGUCUGUAUGAAGUCAGGCAGGAGAGAGAGGAGAGGGUAGUUCAGGAACACGAGAAACACGUUAAACAUUUGAAAGGGAAGUAUUGGAGAUUAUGUGAGGAAAUAGAAGAAGAAAAAAGAACAACGUAGAGAAUCUGCAAAAAGAGAUCCAAAUAAAAUCAGAUUGUGUGAAUUUAUUGAAGAAGGUUGCAGUCAAUGCCAACAUUUUUUGUUAGUGAAACCUAAAAAGCACUGGUCCGUUAGUGGGGAAAAAAAGAAUCCUCACAACAUAUAAAAAGUUUAUACCACUGUGUGUGUGUGUAGCGCACGCUAUUGAUCAUUGUUCUUGAGCACAUAUAAUUGCCAUGAAUUACUUUAUUCUUUGUUUUGUUCUUAAAGCCUGCACGCUUAAACAUGUAUCAGGCGUAUCUUUAUCCACGAACAUGCACAUUUAAUAUGCAGAGUGCUGAGCAUUCCUUUUCAAGGGACAAAAGAAAAAAAAUACAAGACUCUAUUGUUUGGAAAAUGGCAGAGAGAAAAUGAGAGUGAAGCGAUGUUGGAAUACACUCUGUACUCAAUGAUGGUUUCAGCGGGAAGAUUAAACGUCACCCUGAAAACCGGAUGCUUGCACAGAGAACUGUAUUGUGUUGAGGCUGUCAAACAUGGAUACUGAGAGUUGAAUAAAGAUGGUUGAGUUAC